Cricetulus griseus (Chinese hamster) is the source of this 1806-nucleotide messenger RNA. The record is from RefSeq and is a predicted model, not a curated record. Lineage: Eukaryota; Metazoa; Chordata; Mammalia; Rodentia; Cricetidae.
CUCUGCCUCAGCCCACUACUGACACAGCUUUUUAUUGCUCUAUAGGACUGUGGGGACAGGAAGCUGUGCUGAGCAAGCCCGAGGACUGGUGCUUGGAAAUGAGGGAGCCCUGGGGAGAUGCACACCAGGUAGACCUUCUGACCCGUCGAUGAGGCGGGCCCCCUGCCUGGGCCUGGGCCCCUGGCUGGGCAUGCGCCUGUCGGUGCGCAAGGUGUUGCUGGCUGCUGGCUGCACACUGGCCCUGUUGCUGGCUCUGCAGCUUGGACAGCAAGUGUUGGAGUGCCGGGCGGUGCUUGGGGGCAAGCGAAGCGCACGGAGGAUGCGGCCAGAGCAGGAGGAACUGGUGAUGCUUGGUGCCGACCAGGUGGAGUAUCGCUACGGCAAGGCCAUGCCGCUCAUCUUUGUGGGUGGCGUACCUCGCAGUGGCACCACCCUCAUGCGUGCCAUGCUGGAUGCGCACCCUGAAGUACGCUGUGGGGAGGAGACACGCAUCAUCCCUCGUGUGCUGGCCAUGCGGCAGGCCUGGUCAAAGUCUGGCCGGGAGAAGCUGCGACUGGACGAGGCAGGUGUGACGGAUGAGGUGCUGGACGCUGCCAUGCAAGCCUUCAUCCUGGAGGUGAUUGCCAAGCAUGGCGAGCCAGCACGUGUGCUGUGUAACAAGGACCCCUUCACACUCAAGUCCUCCGUCUACCUGGCACGCCUGUUCCCCAACUCCAAAUUCCUGCUAAUGGUGCGCGACGGCAGGGCCUCCGUGCACUCCAUGAUCACUCGAAAGGUCACCAUUGCAGGCUUUGACCUCAGUAGCUACCGAGACUGUCUUACUAAGUGGAACAAGGCCAUCGAGGUGAUGUAUGCACAGUGCAUGGAGGUGGGCAGGGACAAAUGCCUGCCUGUGUACUAUGAACAGUUGGUGCUGCACCCCCGACGCUCACUCAAACGCAUCCUGGACUUCCUGGGCAUCGCCUGGAGUGACACAGUCCUGCACCACGAGGACCUCAUUGGCAAGCCUGGGGGCGUCUCCUUGUCCAAGAUCGAGCGGUCCACAGACCAGGUCAUCAAACCCGUGAACUUGGAAGCACUCUCCAAGUGGACUGGCCACAUCCCUGGGGACGUGGUGAGGGACAUGGCACAGAUUGCCCCCAUGCUGGCUCGGCUUGGCUAUGACCCCUAUGCAAACCCACCCAACUAUGGGAACCCUGACCCGAUUGUCAUCAACAACACACACCGGGUUUUGAAAGGAGACUAUAAAACGCCAGCCAAUCUGAAAGGAUAUUUUCAGGUGAACCAGAACAGUACCUCCCCACACCUGGGAAGUUCCUGAUUUUCGGUCUCUGCAGGACUCAGAUGUCUGAGUUGAUGUCAUGUGUACACAGAAGUCGGACUAACCCAAGCACAUUGAUUGCUUCUUCUCAGUUCUGCCAUUGGUCUGCAGAGGUGGAGCCUUUGUCUCUGUGGAAACGGACUCAAAACCUCUGUCUUGGGAUGCUUCAGAGUGGACAUGGAGGAGGAGACGACUACAGCUUCAGAAACUUAGGAAUUUUCUAUUUUUUUCUCCUUGAGAACUUUUUUUUAAAAGAAUUGAAUUUGCUAUCUUCACUGAUGGACAAGCCCUUUUGGUGGCCUCAUUUCCGGGACAAGACCCGUGACCAGUUCCUCUCCUUGACCCGGACUCUGAACUCAAAGGAUUUAUUUAAGAGUUUAAUAUAUGGGCUGUCCUUCAUCCUGUAGUCCUACUCAGUUUCACAGAGAAAAGAAAUCAAUUAUUUGAAUAAAGUAAACAGGCUGCUGUCUGUGCCUUACUUCACA